Cotesia congregata is the source of this 2261-nucleotide messenger RNA. NCBI's taxonomy places the organism in Eukaryota, Metazoa, Arthropoda, Insecta, Hymenoptera, Braconidae. The record is from the annotation of a GenBank genome assembly.
GUUAAAAACUAUUUUGUAUUACAGAAAUGCGUAGCGAGGUGGGCGAAUGGUUAGCAACUUGUGUCGGUUCUCCAAUUUGCAUACUGUUGUUAUCCUGGUCACUGCUGAUCUACCAAAACCAGCCGUCGUCCUUGAAGCGCAGGAUCGAUGUCCUCACAGUUGCCAUUAUCACACAGAGUUUGGCACAUCAAUUGGGGCUACUACUUUAUGCCAUACUAACACUUAUACGUCCAGUUAAUCACUUUGGAGAAAUAUGCUCAUCAUUAGUCUGGCUGCUGAAUUCCUCCAGCAUAUUGCAGCAACUGACUCUAACAUCAAUCGCGAUUUUCGCGGCGAUUUUCACCAAGGAAGACUCGAGCCUGACGAAGAACCACCUCAAGUACCACUUGGUCUCACUGACCGUGAUCAGCGCUUGCAUCGGAUUCACCGGGAUCCUCAACUUUGAGUCAGAAACUUGCGUGUUUCUGGCUCAAGAGGUUUCAGUCAAGUACGGGCUCUUCGUUAAUGCACUGAAGAUCCUUCUGCUGUUCGGCACAAUAUGCGGUCUGUGCAUCACGAUAUUCAAGGACGCUUGUCAGUCCCCUAAGUCUGAGCUUCUGCAGUCGGUUUCUGACCUCUCAGACACUAGCUCCAAGAAUUCUGGGUUUGAUCAUCAGCAUCAUUGGGAUCCUUCUAAUGGGUCUUUUACCAGUGGGUCUACUAAUUCUAGAGCUUGCUUGAGGAAGAGGAAGCCCAGGGUAGAUGAGAGUGGAAGCAAGUGUACUGUCUUUAGCAUAUUGUUCGUCUGCUAUGUUUUCGAUCAUCUUCCUGUUUUGGUGAUUUCAAUAAGGCCUGAGUUACUAAACGGCUUUUGCACUCCUCAAAACAUCGCAAUAUGGCUGCCGUUGAUAAAAGACACAUUACUGCCAGUAUUUCUCGCGAUAUUCGACAAAAUGUUCUGCCGAUACGUCGCUAAAGUUUACACCAAGCAAGAUAAUAUGCGAAAAUUAGCUCACUGUGGCGUAGAUGGUAAAUUUCGUCAUUUUGAACAAGACGCUGAGUACAAAUUACAACUUAACCUAAACCAUGGUUUGAAAUUCCCGCUUACCAAUGGCAGCCUUUACGGCAGGCUUCAUAAUCAUCAAAACCGAGCACGAACUGGAACAAUAACAAUGGGCAUCCAGCACUACCCGCGCGCCCAAUCCUUAACAGACGACACCUACGGUUCACUGCCUGCGGAACUGACGUCGUUCACGAGUUCCACAUUCGAGCCUCGUCAGCACAAAGACUCGAAGACCAACUCAAUUGACACCCAGUCGACGCAACGACUGAUAAAAAUGAACGAGAACUUUGAAUUUGGAACCAAAAGGAAGAUCGGCAGCACCGAUGUCUUUGGGCAGAACAUGGAGAACCUGGUCCAGCUGGAAGACCCCAAAAGGAAGCAGUUCGCCAGGAGUCUUGAUGAAAUCCGCGAGGAGGUUCCUAAGAAGGACAAGGACCUCAAGAUUCAGACCAGGAAGGACGAGCAGGAAUUCACCCGGAAUCUGGUGAGACGCAAUCAAAGUUUUGAUCAGUCAAAGUACCUGCGCGUGGGUCUGGAUUCGAGGACUUAUGACAUCAAGGACCUCAUUCGGAAGGACAGGCAGAUGGAUCUUAUGAGGAAGGACUAUGAAGAGGACGGGUUUGAUAGUUCUGAUGACGGAAGCUGCGAUUUUGAUAACGAGAACUUUGAUGACACUCUUAGUUCAUGUAAAAGUCGCAGUAGGAGCUGCUGUUCGGUUACUACUGUGGCUAAUGAUGACUUUGAGUUCUUUCAAAGGAAAGGGACCAAGACCGAAAUUUUCUCACCGAAAAAAUUACCCGACAAAAUUAACAUGAGAUCAUUCACACCAAAGAUCAUCGACGACACCUGGAUCAUCGAGAACACCGCAUCUAUUAACAAAGUGAACCCUCUUGCGAAUAAUAAUAAUAAUAAGCACAAUCUUAAUAUUAGUAAUAGUAAUAAUAAAAAUUCGUCGAAUAAAAAGAGCGUAAAACUUAUCGUAAACACGAAACCGACGAUCCAGUCGUACCAUUUAAAGAAAAUCUCCCCCGGUUACUCAAUGAACGACUUGGACAAGCUCUUCCCCGAGGAGAAGUCCCAAGAAAAGCUCGGCAAUGCUAGUCUCAAAGGCACCCUCAAAAGGUCCGAGAUUCACCAUGAUAGCGUGAGCGACGCUACUCUUAGACACAUCGGGGGCUCCGCGCCGGAUUUCAAGAAGAUUUUCCUCGAAUGCGUUUGA